Oncorhynchus nerka (sockeye salmon) is the source of this 2700-nucleotide messenger RNA. RefSeq names its product Golgi-associated plant pathogenesis-related protein 1-like. Lineage: Eukaryota; Metazoa; Chordata; Actinopteri; Salmoniformes; Salmonidae. The record is from RefSeq and is a predicted model, not a curated record. The coding region runs from base 338 to 802 and encodes 154 amino acids. The transcript has 5 exons. Gene Ontology annotation, cellular component: extracellular region.
AUGAUGUCAUCAGAACAGCCAUGCUGGGUCUCCCCUUUCAGUUACACAGAGGGAGGGAGCCUGUGUGUUACAGAGGGAUAAGGGGAGAGGGAGGAUAAUGUGUGUGUGGCCAAGGAAAAGGCAGGGUGUUUAAGAGUGAGAGAGGACAGAAGCAGAAGUUUUGAGAAAGACUAGUUUACUAGAGGGAGAAGUGUGAGCGAGAGGAACGAAGGCUACGGAGAAAAAUAGGAAUACAGAAAGGGAGAGGGAGAGAGGGACAGAAACAAAGUUAUAGCAGCUGUUUCAGACCAUCAGAGAGCGGACUGAGCCAAAGGGAACAAGAGAGAGUUUCUGUGUCAUGGGCAAAUCAGCUUCUAAGCAGUUUUCAGAGGAGGUGUUGCGGAGUCAUAAUGAGUAUCGUAGGAAGCACCAGACACCCCCUCUGAAGCUGAGCAGCAAGCUGAGUAGCGAUGCCACUAGGUAUGCUGAGUCUCUGGCCAGCACACGGAUCCUGAAGCACAGUGUUGAGUCCAGUAAGGGGAGCUGUGGCGAGAACCUGGCCUGGGCCUCCUAUGACCAGCCAGGGAAGGAUGUGGCUGACCGCUGGUAUGACGAGGUCAAACAAUACAACUUCAACCGCCCCGGCUUCUCCUCUGGCACAGGUCAUUUCACAGCAAUGGUGUGGAAGGGCAGUAAGAAGCUGGGUGUGGGGAAGGCCAGUGCGCCAGAUGGCUCGUCAUUCGUGGUAGCCAGGUACUUUCCAGCAGGGAACAUCACCAACCAGGGACACUUUGACAACAACGUCCUGCCGCCCAAGGACUAAGGAACAUACUGACCCAUCCAAAAGACAUUUGCACUUUGACUUGUGACCUUGACUUAUAUAUGUGUGUGUGACAACCACUGUGACUUAACAAAUGCAUGAACAAAAAUAUAGGCACACCAUUGACCAAACCAUGCCAGCUGUGUCUUCCGGAGGUGUACCAGUCACCCAACUGGGUUUCGACCUACUCAUUCCAUCGUUAGUGGGGGUAGGGAUUUUACACAUAGUAAAAUCAUUUCUGGUUUAAAAAAAAACUGGUACCAGUCAAAAGUUUGGACACACCUACUCAUUCAAGGGUUUUUCUUUAUUUUACUAUUUUCUACAUUGUAGAAUAAUAGUGAAGACAUCACAACUAUGAAAUAACACAUAUGGAAUCACGUAGUAACCAAAAAAAUGAUAAUUAAAUUAAACAACUCGAUUAUAUUUUAGAUUCUUCAAAGUAGCCACCCUUUGCCUUGAUGCCUUUGCACUCUUGGCAUUCUCUCAACCAGCUUCACCUGGAAUACUUUUCCAACUGUCUUGAAGGAGUUCCUACAUAUUCUGAGCACUUGUUGGCUGCUUUUCCUUCACUCUGCGGUUCAACUCAUCCCAAACCAUCUCAUUUGGGUUGAGGUUGGGUGAUUGUGGAGGCCAGGUCAUCUGAUGCAGCACUCAUCAAUCUCCUUCUUGCUCAAAUAGCCCUUACACAGCCUCAAGGUGUGUUGAGUCAUUGUCCUGUGGGGAAAAAAUUUAGUCUCACUAAGCGCAAACCAGAUCGGAAGGUGUUUCGCUGCAGAAUGCUGUGGUAGCCAUGCUGGUUAAGUGUGCUUUGCAUUCUAAAUAAAUCACAGACAGUGUCACCAGCAAAGCACCAUCACACCUCCUCCUCCAAGCUUCACGGUGGGAGCUACAAAUGCAGAUAUCAUCCUUAAAACCUAUUCUGUGUCUCACAAAGACAUGGCGGUUGGAACCAAAAAUCUCAAAUUUGGAUUCAUCAGACCAAAGGACAGAUUUCCACCAGUCUCAUGUCCAUUGCUCAUGUUUCUUGGUCCAAGCAAGUCUCUUCUUGUUGGUGCCCUUUUUAGUAGUGGUUUCAUUGCAGAAAUUUGAUCAUGAAGGCCUGAUUCAUGCAGUCUCCUCUGAACAGUUGCUGUUGAGAUGCGUCUUGAGCUCUGUGAAGCAUUUAUUUGGGCUGUGAUAUCUGAGGCUGAUAACUCUAAUGAACUUAUCCUCUGCAUCAGAGGUAACUCUGGGUCUUCCUUUCCUGUGGCAGUCCUCAUGAGAGCCAGUUUCAUCAUAGCCCUUGAUGGAUUUUGCGACUGCACUUGAAGAAACUUUCGAAGUUCUUGAAAUAUUUCUGAUUGACUGACCUUCAUGUCUUAAAGUAAUGAUGGACUGUUUCUCUCUCUGCUUAUUUGAGCUGUUCUUGCCAUAAUAUGGACUUGGUCUUUUACCAAAUAGGGCUAUCUUCUGUAUACCACCCCUACCUUGUCAUAAUACAACUGAUUGGCUCAAACGCAUUAAGAAGGAAAGAAAUUCCACAAAUUAACUUUUAAGGCACACCUGUUAAUUGAAAUGCAUUCCAGGUGACUACCUCAUGAAGCUGUUUGAGAGAAUGCCAAGAGUGUGCAAAGCUGUCAUCAAGGCAAAGAGAAUCUCAAAUGUAAAAUAUAUUUUGAUUUGUAUAACACUUUUUUUGGUUACUACAUGAUUCCAUGUAUUUUCAUAGUUUUGAUGUCUUCACUAUUAUUCUACAAUGUAGAACAUAAACACUGGAAUGAGUAGGUGUGUCCAAACUUUUCAAUGGUACUGUAUGUGUUUUAUUCAUUGUAAGCAUGAUUUAAACUGACCUGUUUUCUGAACUGAACACUUGUUUGACUAUGUUUUGUAUUUUAAUGUAAUAAAAGUGACUGUCUGUAAAA